This is a messenger RNA of Maylandia zebra (zebra mbuna), 5421 nucleotides long. Lineage: Eukaryota; Metazoa; Chordata; Actinopteri; Cichliformes; Cichlidae. The record is from RefSeq and is a predicted model, not a curated record.
GUCAUGCGCUCGGACCAAGCCGUGACCCGCUGCUCCUGCUAAGCUAAGGUGGUUCGUACCAACAGAUGGUCCGCGUCAAACGCUCCGAAAACCCGCUUUCCUAUGAAAUGUGCCGCAUUAAGCGAUAACGGCGCAGUCGUAGGAAGAGCUACCCACCGCGGCAGCAGCGUUUUCAGUGAGCGCCAGUUACUCUCCGGGAACGCAUGCUUGUAUUUUAAGUUUACCGCAGCUAGCUGGCUAGCUCGUCAGCUCACCAAAAGUGAAACAGGAACGAGACUGAAAGCUCCAGGAGUUUGACUUCAGCACAGCCAAAACAAGCAGCAGCUUAUCCCUCCGUCGUCAUCAUGGAGUCCUGAAAUCUUCAGGCUUCGGCGACUCGCCAGGUCGCUUGUGGUUGCUUUGGACCAGAGGCCUCUUCAGCCUACAGCCUGUCCGACCUCCCAGGCUGAGGGAGCGAGCAGAUGGGGAACUGGUGCUGUUGUCGCCAUGAAAGUCCCUGCGGCAGUUUGGAGGAAAGAAGCGGUUUGCUGACCAGUGACUCGAAGGCCACCCAGUUCACAGGCUGUAAAGCUGUGGCUGGCAAUUGCGGUCCUGAAGGAGAUGAUUGCAUGAGGGUUGAGGAGCGGAAGAUGAGUCCUGAGACCGGAGAGCAGGAGCCUAAUAACACUCAGGAAAAUGGACCCUUGAAGCAGGAAGUCAUUCAAAUAGAGAUGCCUCCGCCCUGCAACAUGUCUGAAGAAAACGCCACCGGAGUACAAGAUACAGAGGAAUCUCCUGCUCACAGUCGUCAACUUCCAAUGCAGUGCGCUUUGGGGUCUGUCCAGGAUGAGCACGCCAAGGCGGAUUCUGAGGUUUUAAAAGCACCAGAGAUAGAAGAAAACCCCCCCACGCAAUACAAAAUCCCAGAUGGCACCUCUCUGACACCUGAGGUGGUCUGCUUUGAAAAAACUCCGCAUACUGAGACAAACACAACAGUAGAGCAAACUGCAGCGAGCACAACUCAUCAUGACAAAGAAGAAAAAGUGACUGUUGAAGCUGCAGCUAAACCAUCAGGGGAGUUUUCUGAAAAUCACCAAGUGUCAUCAGUGUCAAACAUGCUGUUGGCUGCAGCUGCCCCGGCAGCCCAGCUGUCGUCUGUGUCUGUGGGAAAGCAGGAACCUGAACCUGAGCCUCUGACAUGUGCCGGGACAGAUGAUUCAAAUAGCAGGGAGCCCAGUCUUGAAGACCCAAAAAGCCAUGAUGUCUCCCAGUUGUCUUCUGGAUUGGAGCCCACGGAACUCGACCACAGCGGUGAGGGACAGGACUCUGCCAGCUCAGUGAAGGAGCCAGAAACCACAGCUCCAGCGGACGCCAGAGAGAGGCCAGUGGGUUCAGAGUUUGCAAUAACAAAACAAACAAGCUUGCCGUUAGAUGAAGAUAAAAGGUCAGAUGCGGAGCAUACACCUACAAUGUCAGAGGAGGUCGUGUCUGUGGAGAAAACCAAGCAGGAACCAAUGUUAGUGCAGGAUAACGAUGAAGAUCUCCCCAAGGUCAAGCGGAACGAUGAAGAGAUAAAAGAGGAGAGGCCAACUGAGGCCGAGACUGAACCUGUGAAAGAUGCUGAAAGCGAGGAGGUUACAGGAAAAAAGGAGCAGCUGGCAGAGAGCGCAACCAAGAAUGUUAUGGCUGACACCACAGAGAAGGAAGACAGUGAAGAAGAUUUGUACAGAGGCGAAGAGGAGCUGUCUGCGUCACAGCCCGAGCUGGAGACAAAACUUUUAAAGGUGGAGGACAGAUGCAGUUUGUCACCGGUGGUGAAUAUUCUGUUGUACAGUGAGAGGGAGUGGAAGGGAAAUACUCUUAAAAGCGCUCUCAUUAAAAAGGGUUAUAAGGAGAUGUCCCAGAGCUUUGCCAGCGUACGAAGAGUCAGGGGGGACAACUACUGUGCCCUCAGAGCCACGCUGUUCCAAGUGUUGUCCCACAGCACCCAGUUGCCUGCGUGGCUGCAGAAUGAGGACGUCAUCAUGCUGCCAAAACAACUGGAGGCUCAGGAUGGGCUGAUAAGUCAGUGGACAUUUCCUGGAGAGUGCCUGCAGAGAGAUGGGACAGGAGAUGCCGUCCAGCAGCUUAAAGGCUACAUGGAGCUUCUCCGUAACACGUGGCAGGCAGCGGUGGACUGUGCCACCGACGCUGAGCGUCAGCAGCUCUGUGAGCGAGUGUUUCAGGGUGGAGAAGAGGAGCUCGGUCUGCUGGAGGCUCUCAAGCUGCUGAUGCUGAGCAGAGCGGCAGAGCUGCACAGCUGCAUGCAGGGCGGUGAAGACGUCCCCCUCUUCUGCUGGCUGCUGUUCGCGCGGGACUCCUCCGACUGUCCACGCUCUUUCCUCUCCAACCACCUCAGCCACGUGGGCCUGACCGCAGGUCUGGAGCAGGUGGAGAUGUUUCUGCUGGGCUACGCCCUGCAGUGUACCAUUCAAGUUUACAGACUGUACAAGGCAGACACAGAGGAGUUUGUCACCUACUACCCGGACGACCAUAGGGACGACUGGGAAUCUGUGUGCCUCGUCACAGAGGAUGAUCGCCACUACAAUGUGCCCGUUGUAGAAGCUGCAGAAACACAAAAGGAGCUCCCCUCCAGCUGAUUGCCACUGCAGAAAAACCUCCUGCCAUACAAACACCCCUCAGGUUGAUCAAGAUUUAUCAAUUAAAGGUAUAGUUUUGGGAAGUGUGCUUAUUAAUUGACAGCCAGCAGUAAGUUUGCUUAGCUUAGUACAAAGAAUGGAAGUAAAGGGUACAAACAUACAACCACCAGCACUUUUGAUUGUUUGUUUUUGUUUGUUUGCUUUUACUUUAAUCCACACAGAAAUCAAUGACACAUGAUUUUCUUCUUCCCUGGACAGAGGUGCCUCGCUAACCUUUCUCUAUUUCCUUUAUUAUCUAUUAACCUGUGCCGAGCAUGGGUCACAUCUGUCUGGACUGUUAGAUGAAAAAGGGAUCACAGAUCUGUUGCUUUAAAUUAUGAGCGAUCUUUAUCACUGUGCACACACUCCACCAGAAGUAGAGGUGAAUGCACGUUAAGAGCCUGGUCUCAGUUUUAAUCUCCAUCAUAAAAAAGCUGUUUAAAUAUCAGCAGGAAAGCGAAACAAGACAAACUCUUCUGUUGUGAUCGCUAGUUGGCUUAAAUUAAGAUACUUCUGAAGGAAAGGUGCUGGUGGGAGGAUGUUCUUACCUUUGGAAUGAGUGGUAACCUGAAACCUGCAGACCUCCACAAGAGACUGAUGAUUUUUGUUUUGGGCCUUUUAUUAGAGAUGUUCCUGGCUAGUCAUCAUUUCUAAAAGGCAAAAUAAUAACUCAGAAAACCUUUAGAAUUGAGCAGACCUUAAAUCAGGGAUGUCAAACUCAUUUUAAGUGGGCCGGACAGAUGAAAAUCUCCUUUGUGUCAGCGUGAAGAAGUUUAACUACACAUUUAAUCUCAAUAUAAGAAGAAGUGCGAUUUCAACACUACGUCUCAAAAGAAAUGCUGCUGCAGCAGACAAAAGAAUUCUGGGAUUUCAUUACAAGAAAUAAAUGUUACAAAUUACAGAAAAGUUCUGGUAGCUCAUUGCCCAGACUGUCCUGCAAUUAUGAAGCAUACUUUUUUUUUUUUUUAAUUCAUAUAAAAUGCUCUGUUAUUUAUCAAUUUUGCUGUGGACACACUGUAAAAAAGGAGAAACUUCUCUAGUAGAUGGUGCAGCUUUUCUGUCAUUUAAUUGGUUAUCCAGUACACAAUUACUAUGGUGCAGUAUGUGUGGCUGUGGAGGCGAUCUUAAUUAGUAGGAAAAACAGUAAAACACACAGAAAACAGUCCAAUAUAAGUCCACGAUUUCUUACAUUGUCUAAAGAUAUCCAGUCGGCCAGAUUGGAGUCUUUGCCAGGCCGAUUCCAGCCCCCGGGACUUACGUUUUAAAUUUGUCAAGUUAAAAAUUUGACAUUCUGCAAACACAUUCCAUGUUAAUGAAAAGGUCCUUUUUUCAUUCAUGCAAGCACACCCCGGUGCAGAAUGUGGUUAACCCUGGCUUUAGCUGCUUGUUUAACCAGCUAUUUCAGCAGCUGACUAGCAGGGAGGCAACAUUUAAAUAACUAGUCAACUGGUACUGUUUGACAAAUAUUAUGGUCUGCUGUGUAGUAGGGCCCAUUCUAUAAGUUUUUGCUUCAGUUGUAGUGAGUUACUGCCUGAAUGUUGCACUGAUUACGGAGCGUAUCCGUCUAUGCACUGCACCCAUACAGUCUGUAUGUGGAGCUUUCUGGAUAACCUUGCGAGCAUUAGCUGACACGUUGACACAUCUGGCCCCAAAAACCAAAGUGCUUAAGGCCAUUAAGCAAACAUAACGUCACAGUGACUGUGUCCAUCUUCGGUAUACAGUUUGUUUUUGGCAGAGAACAGCUAGCUGUCUCCCCCCGCUUACAGUCCUUAUGCUAAGCUAAGCUGACUGCCUCCUGCUUCACAUGUCUAACUCAGCAAAUAAGCACACGUCCCAAAAAUCUUGACCUAUUCCUUUAAAAAAAAACAACAACAAAAAAAACCAACACACAACAAAAUGCUGAUUCAAGACCACGUACAAGGUUUGGUUUACAUGUUCUUGUACACACUGUACUGUAUACACAGUUUUCUAUUUGGAUAUGUGUACAUAUCCGAUAUCCUGUGAUUUUCUCAGAUAGACGCAGAUUCCCUUGCAGGGUGUCAUUUUGGAAGGAAAAAAAGCCCAAAUUUUCUCAGAAGUCUUUUUUUUUUUUUUUUUAAAUGUAAAAUUUUGAGUGAAGCUGCCAACGGCGCCAAAAACUUUAGGUGAUGGUAUUUACACUGGAUGUUGGGCACUUUGAGUGUUAAUUUAUUGUUUUGUUUUUUAAAACAAGUGUGACCGUCUAAAUUCAUUAAGUGAAGCAACUGAAUUAGUCAAUGAAGGGUUGGACGAUUUAUCAGGUUCAACACCAGAUGACGAUCAGAAGAUUACUCGCAUCCUCUGUGUCAGAGGUGUGAUUUGUGGCAGUCUGUGUGUGCAUGUGUGUUUGACUUUGUGUGUAUGUGUGUGUUAAACUCAAUGUGUAACAUGCUGCCUUUUAACCAAGCUGUUCUGAAGGGAAGAAAUGUGCCAAUGUUGCUGCUAACACUGGCAACAGACCCAACCACCAGCCGCUGGACUCAGAAAAGGCUCGCUUGGUCCUCCGUGUUGCCUUAGAAAUAAUGCACAGUAAGAAUGAAUGUUGGAUAUUGGUGAUAAGAGGCCAUUUAUGUCUUAAUUCCAGAGCAGGUAAAGGUGAUUAAAGAAAAUGUUAUGCCAUUUGCAGGAAUGUUCUUGCACUGUCAAAAGUUUUGGACAGCAUUUAAAUAAAAUGAUUUUUUUGGGGUGGUGGGGGUAAAGUUCUGGAUUGAGGUCUGUAGACAAAAUAAAACAGUGUAAAAACGUU